Molecule: messenger RNA, 1175 nt
Organism: Penaeus vannamei (Pacific white shrimp)
Lineage: Eukaryota; Metazoa; Arthropoda; Malacostraca; Decapoda; Penaeidae
Cellular component (GO): chitin-based extracellular matrix
Molecular function (GO): structural constituent of chitin-based larval cuticle
Source: RefSeq, a predicted model, not a curated record
CGCGGAGGUAGACCGACUGUCAGGCCCUCGCGAACGCCCCAGUCAGAGCUCAGUCUCCCCAAGGUUAAGACAUGGGCCGAUCCACGGUGUCGCGGGCGCUGCUGCUCCUAUGGGCCGUGACGGAGGCAACGCUGGCCGCCCCCGCCCAAGACCUGCCUGUAGAGCAUCGAGGAGCGGCAGACCAACCUCAAGCUCUGCCUGACAUUACCUCCAACCUCCCUGCAGCCUCUCCUGACCUCUUCAUUUGGACUGAUGUUGACGGAACGUACAGGUUCGGGAUGCAGGCCGAGGACCAGUGGCGCGUGGAGUCCCGCGACGCAAACGGGGUCGUCACGGGUCGCUACGUCUACCUGACGCCCGACGGACAGACGGUCGACGUGUCGUACAACUCAGGACCUCAGGGAUACCGCGCCAAGGGAGACGCCAUCCCGGGGGGCGCCGCGCCCCUGGACCAAGAACCACAGCCUGAUGAGACGCCAGUGACGUACGAGUCUGACGACGAGGAAAAGGCAGCCGUGGCUUACGGCGCCCUUCGCGUGGCGGGGCAGGAGGCGACGAUGCCCGGCGGGGACGGCGUGCAGACCUACAGCGACAGCGAGGCCUCUGCCAUCGUCACGGACAUCGUAGACCCGAAGGAGUCGAGGUUCGUCGUGUAUCCGAUCGUGUCCAAUGUCCUCGGUUCGUCCGAGCUCGUCGUCGGGCCGCCGAUCGUAUCCGACCAGCCCGUCUUCUCGGCCGCCAUUCCCGCAUAAACGACCCGCACGUCUGGCCUGGAGCUCCAGCGGUCCGGCUGUUGAUCCUGCUGCUGUUGAGAGAUUCGAUAGAGUCGGUAGAUGUUCGUUAAGAGCCAGAGAAGAAACCGACACUGCCAGGGCCUACUCAAUAAUCAAUUUCAGCUUGGAGAGAACAACACCAAGUACCCCAAAUUAAGGAGUUAAAGAAAUAUAUCAGAGUAUAAGAAUCCCCAAGACGAGAAGGAUAAAAUGAUUAGCAAGAUAUCACAGACAGCUGCCAGGUAUCAUACAGGCCGGAUGUCUGGAAAGCUGCCAGGGUACUUGGAAUUCCAGUAACGAUGUUACCUGUCAGCUUUAAAGGGCAUUUUCACGUUUACCAAUGUAGACUUUAGGAACCACUCAAAUUUCUCGGUUAAAAUAGAUGAUUUAAAGGAAUUCGUG